Molecule: messenger RNA, 705 nt
Organism: Striga hermonthica
Lineage: Eukaryota; Viridiplantae; Streptophyta; Magnoliopsida; Lamiales; Orobanchaceae
Source: the annotation of a GenBank genome assembly
AUGCAGGCGGAGGGUAAUGCCGCCUCACUAGAGAGCUCGCAAGCAACAUUGAUUCCGCCCCGGAAGUCGGACUCACCCAAAAGGAAAGAGUCGUCGCUCCAUCUCGACUGCCGCAAGGGCAACCUUCACCAUCGGAACCGAGGCUCCUCCAAAAAGGGCCACAUAUCCAAAAUCAGAACGGCCGCCCACAGAGGAGACGACACCUCGGACCAGAAACUCGAUGCCCUCCCGACGAACCAUAACCGUCAAGAUACUAGAGUUGUAAAUUUGGAGACAUUGAGGGGUAUAAUGGACAUUAAGAUGCCUGAGGGGUCAUCAAUGUCUUGGGCGGGCCCGGAAGAUAUCUACCUCUCCACUUCGCUUGCAAGCUAUCUUGACAAAAAACUUCUUGUAUUACUCCGAGAUGGCCGGAAACUAAUGGGGAUACUUCGUUCCUUUGAUCAAUUUGCUAAUGCUGUUCUAGAAGGUGCAUGCGAGCGCGUUAUUGUUGGUGACCUAUAUUGUGACAUACCAUUAGGUCUUUACGUAAUCCGUGGGGAAAAUGUCGUCUUGAUUGGAGAGCUGGACUUGGAGAAGGAGGAACUUCCUUCACGCAUGACUCGUGUGGAAGUGACAGAAAUAAAGAGGGCACAGAAAGCAGAAAGGGAGUCUUCGGAACUCAAGGGCACCAUGAAAAGGAGAAUGGAUUUUCUCGACAUGGAUUGA